Messenger RNA from Ascoidea rubescens DSM 1968, 1200 nucleotides. RefSeq names its product NAD(P)-binding protein. Gene Ontology annotation, molecular function: oxidoreductase activity, acting on NAD(P)H, oxygen as acceptor. The record is from RefSeq and is a predicted model, not a curated record. Gene Ontology annotation, cellular component: intracellular anatomical structure. The transcript has a single exon. NCBI's taxonomy places the organism in Eukaryota, Fungi, Ascomycota, Saccharomycetes, Ascoideales, Ascoideaceae. Bases 166 to 939 code for a protein of 257 amino acids.
AAGAAAAAAAAUAGUGAGCACGGAUAUCCAUGGAGACGGAUUUAAAGAAGUACCGUAUUUGUGGAUUUUGGAAUCUGAUUUGAUUUGAUUUGAUUUGAGGUUGAGAGCAAUUGUGAGAAGACAUAAUUGUGGAAGUAUAAUAGAAUUGAUUUGUGGUUUGUUAAAAUGUCAGUUGUUAUUGUCACAGGAGCCAGCAGAGGAAUUGGAGAAGCUAUUGUUAAGCAUGUUUUAAGAGCAUCAGAAGAGAAUAAGGUCGUUGUUACAUCCAGAACAUUAUCGAAGAUGGUUGAAAUUUAUUCUGGUUUCAAUCAGAAUAAUAUUGAGUAUGUCGGGGGAGAUAUUAGUGAUGGGAAGACUAUUGACGAGAUAAUUGAAAGGAGUGUUGAUAAAUUUGGGAGAAUUGAUUCGAUAGUUGUUAACGCUGGGAUAUUAGAACCAGUUGAUAAGAUAAGCAAUUAUAAGAAUGAGAAAAAAGAGUGGGAGAGAUUAUUUCAAGUUAAUUUCUUUUCCGCUAUUGAAUUGGUCAGCAAGUCGAUUGAAUAUUUAAGGAAGAGUCAUGGAAGAAUUAUAUUUACAUCUUCGGGUGCUAGUGUUAAGAACACUGAAGGAUGGGGAGCAUAUGGAGCAUCGAAGGCAGCAUUGAAUCAUUUAUGUGGAACCAUAAGCAAUGAAGAAAAGGCAAAUGGGAUCAGGACUAUAUCAGUUGCGCCAGGAGUUGUUGAUACGCAAAUGCAAGAUGAUAUUCGAGGUAGGCUUGGAGAAAAGGGAAUGAGUUUAAAAGAUUUAAAGAUUUUCCAGGAAUUGAAAAAGGAUGGAAAAUUAUUAGAUCCAAAGGUCCCUGGUAAGGUAUUGGGUAAUUUGGCUUUGAUGGGUAUCGAGGAAGAAUUGAAUGGAGUUUAUCUUAGAUAUAAUGAUAAGAAAUUAGCUAAAUAUAAGUAGAUGAUUAGAUAAUUAGAAUAGAAAAUAUAUAGAAGUAUAAUUAUAUUUAUUAUAUAAAAGUUCCCAGGAAGAAAAAAAGAAAAAAACAAAUUGAAAUUAGAGAAAAGUAAUUAAAGAAAAAUCACAAAGUAUGAUAUAAAGAAAACAUAACACCAGAUAAAAAAAAAACAAGAAUUUUAAUAUACAAUAUAUACUUCAAAAACAAAUGAACAAAAACCAAAGCAAAAUUUUAUCAAUUAAUAAGUAAAUUUUAUAUUGAAA